AUUCUCACUUAUUUUUAAAAAUUGUAGUGAGAAGAAUUAGGGGACCCUUCUAGAGUGAGAAAGUGGGCUUUCAAAAGGGCUGCCAAAGGGGUUUUCUUCCAACGUGGCGAGGUCUGAUGGCGGGGGCGUCUGGUACUCGGGAAUUUUAUGACAUGCCUUGGAGCAGGAACCUUCCCUGGGUAGGCGAGGUUGGGACUGACUCUUUCACAAGUGUCAGUCUUGUGAGAGAGGAGCAUGUAUGGCUUAUAAAGCCUGCCCACGCUCUGCAAUGGCAUUUCAGCGUCACUUUUGCAAGUGAGAGUGCUCGUUUUGACGUCCGAGAGACUGAAGACGGGGUAUCGAUAGUUCGGGAGAAGGGAAUCCCGAUAUUCCAUUUCUUGCACCGAGAUUUAGCUUCUAGCGAGGAUCUUCCCAGCCUCGGGAAGCUGAUGGCCAAAACAAAGGGAUUAACUUGGUCCCCCGAAGGACUUCGAAUGCAGGGGGAACAUCAAUUUGUGAAGGGGUAUAGUUGAGGUGCUCCAGGCCUAUGAAGAUAACCUCAAGCUUGCUUCCUUGUUAGCAGCAGUACAGAGUUCUGCAGGGUAUUUCGACCGCUGUCCGAACACCAUGCAGGCCCUUUCGGAGACCUAGAGCCAUGCCAGCAAUUCAUGGCUUUUUUGUCAUGGCGAGAGCGGCUACUCCAUAUUGGACCUGCACUUUGUUGGGGGCCUCCCCAUGAAGGGGGCCAUGUAUGAUGAAUUUGUCUCGAACAACUCAGUCAUCUUCGAAGGGGAGCUAUUGGGGGGCGAAACACCUCCUCUUGGCCUCCAGGAGAUAUUUGAGAUCUAUCAACUAUUCAGCUCACAGGUCAAUGAUGGCCAAGUGAGCUUUUCUCACUGGUUCGGAUUUUUCUAUGGCAAGCGUCCAGAUGCGGUCGAGCCCUAAUACUGUGUUCUGGGUGGCAAGGGCAAAGAGAGUGAGAAAAUCAUCUCUGCGACCUUCGUGCGCCAGUCUAUGAGGGACGACCUUUAUCUUGCUGCAUACUUGGCUCGUUUUUUAUGCAAGUUUGCCUUUCCGGGUCUAGCAAUGUGAUUCGACCAGGCUGUUUCUUCGCAGUCUGUGACAUGGCGCGAGGAAACCAAUAUGCCUUGAUGCAGCCGGUGUUAUGUAGCAUCUAUUACGGCCUUGGGUCGAUUUCAUGUGGAAAGCCAUAAGAGGGGGAGGGUCGAUUUCAUGUGGAAAGCCAUAUAAAGGGGGAGAUGGAUCAAGGCUAACAGGGGGAGAGGUCUUCCCAGGGAAUUUCAAGAAAGCAUUCCCGAUCAAUUACCUGUUGGAUUGGCCUUCGGCUUACUUCCCGAGAACUUACAUAACGAGUGCCGCCUUCUCUAGGACUGUUUGCACCCAUCUUGUAAAGAUUGCUCGUCAGAAGUACAAAUUUUAUACCCCCGGGGUCAUGCACGAAACCUCUUUGGAGGGAUUCUUUCUUCACUCGUGGGAACCUGUUUCCCGUGGGCGGUCAUACCGACCGUGCUUUUAUCGAUCAGCUAGGCCAUGACCUUGAUGGUACUUCCACUGGUAUGCCUGAGCUGAUGUUUCUAUUGAGCAUAUGGGGGUGUAUUCUACCAGUUCGAACACCAUUUGGCUCGAAACUCGAGGCAUAUUACCCUUACCGCUUUGCACGGCAACAUGGGCUAGAUCAGGGGUGUCCAUUCCCUGUUCUGUUUGAGAAGUGGUAUCCGUAAAGAGAAGGGUAACAUAAUGGUAGAAGAGAGAGAAUAAAAACCUAAAAAGUAGAGGGC
Molecule: messenger RNA, 1778 nt
Organism: Amborella trichopoda
Lineage: Eukaryota; Viridiplantae; Streptophyta; Magnoliopsida; Amborellales; Amborellaceae
Source: RefSeq, a predicted model, not a curated record